This is a messenger RNA of Fulvia fulva, 1113 nucleotides long. RefSeq lists its product as uncharacterized. The record is from RefSeq and is a predicted model, not a curated record. Bases 1 to 1113 code for a protein of 370 amino acids. The transcript has 2 exons. Lineage: Eukaryota; Fungi; Ascomycota; Dothideomycetes; Mycosphaerellales; Mycosphaerellaceae.
AUGAAGAUCUCCGUCCCAGCCAUGCUGGCUCUGCCAUUGUUCAUGGCUGGACUUGCGCACGCUUGGUCACCCGCAGGCGACUACAUGGCACCGCCAAAACGCUGGCUCCAGCCCGGAAAGCCCGCCGCCACCGAGACAGUGACUGUCACCGCAAAUAUCCACACGCCACUACCCUCCGGUGUCAGCGUCAUCACGAGGACAAUUCACGAAGUCGUUGAGGAGACAACAGUGACUCGCACCACUACUGUCUCGGCCACCGCAACCGACUACGCCUACAGAACAGGACAUGGACUCGUGCUCAGCACCGCGCCUCUUCGCUACGACGAUCUUCUCACCAACUACACCACCGCCUACAUGAUCAAGGUCGCUGAAGAAGUCGACGCCAUGAUCGUCGAGCUUUCCGAGGAGUACAACCAGCGACACGACAUGCACACUUUCCUGGCUAAGACCGAAGAGGCCAUUGAGCUCUUGCAUCAAUGCGCGCAGAUCCGCAAGGAGGUCGUGGCUCACAUCAAGCUGCACCGAGGUGACCGUCACGCCUUGAAACCUGGCUACACUGUCUUCCGGGCGGCCAACAACCUUCUAAGGGUGGUCGAUACUGGACUCGUCCCGUACCUCAAGCGCAUCGAAUACGGAGUAAACUCGCAGAGCCCUCUCCCCGAUUUCGGGAACACUUUGCAACAGAUCAAGGAGCAGAACGUGGAGCAUUGGACCGCUUUCGAGGCUUUGGGUGGAUUCGAUGACAAGACAUUCGCGGCACUCACCCAUGAGGAGAAGUUUUUGCUCUUCGUUACGAGCUACUUGUUCUUCUUGCUGAAGCUUGUAUGCCUCCCGGUCCUCAUAUCGUCGUCGUUCUCCAUGAUCUUGCUGGUCACAAUCAGCUACGCCGUGGACGCCGACAACAAAUCUCGGGUGCUCAUGGCGUGGAUCUCAACGAUCAAGGACAAGUUCAAGGCUGCUUUCCAGAAGGAGGCAGCUAAGGCCGAAGAAGUGAGCUCAGCAGAAACGAGCAUCGAAGUGAAAGUAGCUCGCAAGAGUGAGGACGAUGUUGGAGACUGGGUCGUGGUGGAGAAGAAGGAAUCGGAGGCAGCUGAGGUCGCCUUUAGUGGCUGA